AUGCUUGCUUCCCUCGGAAAACCGAGAGAAGAACAGCGAGACCGACUUUUAUCUGGGUCGCCAAAACUCUAUGAAAACAGUGAAGAACAGCGAGUAAGUAAAAAACCUCAGUCGCCAAAACUCUAUGAAAACAGUGAAGAACAGCGAGUAAGUAAAAAACCUCAGUCGCCAAAACUCUAUGAAGAUGUGAAACAAAUAGUUCAAGAUACGUUACCUCAAACACACUAUGAUAUGAAAGGUUGUACAAUACUUACAUUCAAAGAAGACUUACCGCUACUGAAAGAAAAAAUAACAGAGUAUUUUGACAACUUCAAACAAGUAGGGUAG
This is a messenger RNA of Trichomonas vaginalis G3, 327 nucleotides long. RefSeq lists its product as uncharacterized. NCBI's taxonomy places the organism in Eukaryota, Parabasalia, Trichomonadida, Trichomonadidae. The transcript has a single exon. The coding region runs from base 1 to 327 and encodes 108 amino acids. The record is from RefSeq and is a predicted model, not a curated record.